AGGCCCAAACACUGAGGAGCCAGCAAGGCGUAAGGAACAAAAAUCCCAGGCCAAGGAAGAGCUAAGAAAAAAUGAUACUUUCACGUGGAAAAACCGACUCGGCAAGCUCGAGGAACGCGGCCAGCGGAGGUCCUGGCAGCGGCCUGGGAGUCACCAGGCAGUCGAGAAAGACUCCGGUGCCGGCCUCUCUCGAGGAUUUCAUCAUCAAGCGCGAUUACACGGGUGCCAGGGCUUUUCUGGAGUACGCAAACGACGACGAAGACGAGGAGGAGGGUGCCCAGGCCAUAAAACAGCGGCAAGUGGAUCAAUGGAUUGCGUUUUGCAACUUUCACCUAGGCGACUACCAACAGGCUCUUGGCCAAUACAAGUCCAUACAGAAAACCGCCCCUGUCCCCGAUGGGAAAGUGGAUCUUAACCUAGCCGUCUGCAUGUUCUAUUUGGGCCUUUACGAGGAGGCUCAGCAGCUGAUGGAGAAGGCUGCCGACAGCCAGCUAAAGCAGCGUCUCCUGUUUCACUUGGCCCACAAAUUGGGCAACGAAGAGGAGUGGAGUGACCUCCAGGAGGAGCUGCAGAACUCGUCCAGCUUGGAGCAGCAACUGAGCCUGGCUUCGAUGCACUAUUUGCGAGCCCACUACCAGGAGGCCAUCGACGUCUACAAGCGAGUGCUCGUAGACAACAAGGACUACAUGGCCAUCAACGUGUACUUGGCUCUGUGUUUCUAUAAGCUCGACUACUACGACAUGUCCCAGGAAGUGCUAGAUGUGUACCUUGGACAACACAGCGAUAGCACCAUAGCCAUAAAUCUGAAAGCCUGCAAUCGAUUCCGACUAUUUAACGGUCGUGUGGCGGAGCAGGAGAUCAAGAACAUAGCCGACAAUGGAACCUUCGGGGCAGAUCUUCUGCGGCACAAUCUAGUUGUUUUCCGGAAUGGCGAGGGAGCCCUGAGGGUCCUGCCUGGCUUACUGAACAUCAUACCCGAAGCUAGGCUUAAUCUAGCCAUUUACUAUUUGAAGCAGGGGGAUAUCCAGGAGGCACAUGCCUUGAUGAAGGAACUGCAGCCCACCUCGCCGCAUGAAUAUAUUCUCAAGGGCGUAGUGCACGCCGCUUUGGGUCAGCAACUAGGAUCAAAAGAGCACAUCAAGACGGCCCAGCAAAACCUCCAUUUAGUGGGAAGUUCGGCCACAGAAUGUGACACCAUACCAGGUCGCCAGAGCAUGGCCUCUGCGUUUUUCCUCUACGAACAGUUCGAGGAAGUACUUGUUUACAUGAACUCCAUUCGGAGUUACUUCGUCAACGACGAUGUUUUCAACUAUAACUUUGCCCAGGCCAAGUGCGCCACAGGGUACUACAAGGAGGCGGAGGAGUUGCUAAUGCAAAUUUCCGACAUGGACAUCAAGAACCAACACACUUACUGCAUGAUCCUGGCCAAGUGUCACAUCCACUGCGGUCAUCCGGAGCUGGCCUGGAAUGUGUUCAUCACCAGGGACACAAAUGCCGAGGCCUUCAUCCUGUUGCAAUUAAUUGCCAACGAGUGCUACAAGUGCGAGGAAUUUUGGGUGGCAGCCAAGGCCUUCGAUAUGCUGGAAAAACUCGAUCCCAGUCCUGAGAAUUGGGAAGGUAAGCGCGGAGCCUGUGCUGGAGUCUUGUUUGCUUUGGCCACCAAGGCUCAUCGGGGUCGUCCUGGUGGCGGAAUUACUGAAGUCAUAGGACUCCUACGGGAUUCAUCGAAUGGUCAAGCAGAAGCUAUGAUUAAAACCAUAAGAAAGCACAUCAACAGUUUCAAAUAAUUUUGUUUAUGAAAAUAUAUACAUUUUGAAUAAACCAAAAGGAUUCAUGACUUUCUCAAUUAA
Messenger RNA from Drosophila bipectinata, 1850 nucleotides. RefSeq names its product tetratricopeptide repeat domain 26 (gene Ttc26). The record is from RefSeq and is a predicted model, not a curated record. Gene Ontology annotation, molecular function: intraciliary transport particle B binding; protein binding. Gene Ontology annotation, cellular component: ciliary base; intraciliary transport particle B; ciliary basal body. Lineage: Eukaryota; Metazoa; Arthropoda; Insecta; Diptera; Drosophilidae. Gene Ontology annotation, biological process: intraciliary anterograde transport; intraciliary transport involved in cilium assembly.